Lycium barbarum (goji berry) is the source of this 1146-nucleotide messenger RNA. RefSeq lists its product as uncharacterized. The coding region runs from base 1 to 1146 and encodes 381 amino acids. Lineage: Eukaryota; Viridiplantae; Streptophyta; Magnoliopsida; Solanales; Solanaceae. The transcript is spliced from 5 exons. The record is from RefSeq and is a predicted model, not a curated record.
AUGAAUGGGAAAUGGAGUGAAGAUAAUAUGGAGGGAAAAAUGAAAAUUUUGAAUUGUUCCUUUGUUGCUUUUUGGAUGAAGCAUUUCUACCACAUUGGUGGUCGAAAGGAAAAGAAAAGAAAACAUAUGGCAAUAGAAAAGGAUAUCAAUGUUUCUACUGGAACAGAGAUUGUUGCAGCAAAGAAUUUCACAAACGAAAAUCCUCCUGUUCCUGAAAAAGGAAUGCUAGAAAAUUUGCGCUGUAUGGUUGUUGAGGCUUGGAAGCAUUCGGAUUUCUUAUGCAAGGGGCACAUCCUUAGUGCUUUAGAGGAUGAUCUGUACAACGUUUACAGUUCUGCAAAAACAUCAAAAGCAUUGUGGAUUGCACAUGAAAAGAAGUAUAAAACUGAAGAUGCAUACUUGAAAAAUUUUGUGUUUGCCAAGUUUCUAGACUACAAAAUGGUGGGCAGUAAGACUGUUGGAACCCAAGUCGAAGAACUCCAAGUCCUUAUCCAUAACCUUAUUGCUAAAGGUAUGGUAAUUAAUGAGGCAUUUCAAGUGGAUGUUGUGAUUGAGAAGUUGCCUCCUUCAUGGAGAGUCUUCAAAAACUAUCUAAAACACAAGCGCAAAGAAAUGUCGCUGGAAUAUCUUGUGAUUCGCUUGAAGAUCAAGGAGGACAAUAAACUUGCCGAAAGGAAGUCGCGUGGAAAUUCAACGAUUAUGGGAGCAAACUUCAUUGAGGAAGCUGCUCCAAACAAUAACAAAAGGAAGAAGCCUUCAGGACAGAGGAAGGAACAGAACAAGAAAAAAUUCAAAGGCAGCUGCUAUAAUUGUGAAAAAGCUAGACAUAAGGCUCCAGAUUUUGGAAACCCAAAAGAAUGGUGGAUUGACUUCAGAGCCACUCGACAUGUUUGUGUGGUCAAAGAAGCAUUUGCUACGUAUGCUCCAGUGGGACCUGAAGAAGAGCUUUACAUGGGAAAUACUGUAACAACCAAAGUUGAAGGAUAUGGGAAGAUAUUCCUAAAGAUGACUUCCGUCAAGGUGUUGACGCUCAACAAUGUUCUUCAUGUUCCUACAAUUAGGAAGAACUUAGUUUCAACUUCACUAUUAGUCAAGAAUGGUUUCAAAUGUGUUUUUGUUUCUGAUAAGCUUCAUCUUAUUUAUUAG